AUGGAGACGUCUGUCCCAGCCCCUGCAGUGGAGAAGAAAGAAGCCAAGAGUGGACUCUUGGAGGACAGCAGCUUUCCGGAUCCAGGGAAAAAGGCCUGUCCCCUGGCAGUGGCCGCAGCGGCGGCAGCUGUAGCCGCCCAAGGAGUUCCUCAGCAGCUCCUGCCGCCUUUCCACGCACCUUUGCCGAUUGACAUGAGACACCAGGAAGGACGGUACCAUUACGAUCCUCACUCGGUCCACGGUGUUCAUGGGCCUCCCACCCUUAGUGGCAGCCCUGUCAUCUCAGACAUCUCCUUGAUUCGACUUUCUCCACACCCUGCCGGCCCCGGGGAAUCUCCCUUUAGUGCGCACCACCCCUACGUGAACCCCCAUAUGGAGCACUACCUCCGGUCUGUACACAGCAGCCCCACACUCUCAAUGAUCUCUGCAGCCAGGGGCCUCAGCCCUGCUGAUGUGGCGCAUGAGCAUCUGAAGGAGAGAGGACUGUUUGGUCUUGCUGCUCCGGGCACCAACCCUUCAGACUAUUACCACCAGAUGACCCUCAUGGCAAGCCACCCUGCACCUUACGGGGACCUCCUAAUGCAGAGUGGGGGUGCUGCUAGUGCACCCCAUCUCCACGACUACCUCAAUCCUGUGGAUGCCUCGCGAUUCUCUAGCCCACGUGUGACCCCCCGCCUCAGCCGCAAGCGGGCGCUCUCCAUCUCCCCACUCUCAGAUGCCAGCCUGGACCUGCAGCGCAUGAUCCGGACCUCUCCCAACUCGCUGGUCGCUUACAUCAACAACUCCAGGAGCAGCUCAGCAGCCAGCGGCUCCUAUGGACAUCUGUCUGCCGGGGCCCUCAGCCCAGCCUUCACCUUCCCCCACCCCAUCAACCCUGUGGCCUACCAGCAGAUCCUGAGCCAGCAGCGGGGCCUGGGCUCAGCCUUUGGACAUACGCCACCCCUGAUUCAGCCUUCACCCACCUUCCUGACCCAGCAGUCCAUGGCGCUCACCUCCAUCAACACCAUGCCUACCCAGCUCAGCAGCAAUAGCAGCAAUUGUCUGAAUGAUGCCAGCCAGAGCAAGCAGAGCAGCGAGUCGGCUGUGAGUAGCACCGUGAAUCCCAUCACCGUUCAUAAGCGCAGCAAAGUCAAGACUGAGGCAGAAGGCCUGCGGCCAGCCUCCCCACUAGGACUGACACAGGACUGGAUACCCAGGCAUGGCUCAUGUGGAUGUGGUCUUCUCUUCUCCCAGGAGCAGCUGGCCGAUCUCAAGGAAGACCUGGACAGGGAUGACUGCAAACAGGAGGCCGAGGUGGUCAUCUACGAGACCAACUGCCACUGGGCAGACUGCACCAAGGAGUAUGACACCCAGGAGCAGCUGGUGCAUCAUAUCAACAACGAGCACAUUCAUGGGGAAAAGAAGGAGUUCGUGUGCCGCUGGCAGGCCUGCACGAGAGAGCAGAAGCCCUUCAAGGCCCAGUACAUGCUGGUUGUCCACAUGCGCAGGCACACGGGUGAGAAGCCGCACAAGUGCACGUUUGAAGGCUGCUCCAAGGCUUACUCUCGCCUGGAGAACCUGAAGACACACCUGCGGUCGCACACGGGGGAGAAGCCAUAUGUGUGUGAGCAUGAGGGCUGCAACAAGGCCUUCUCCAACGCCUCGGACCGUGCCAAACACCAGAACCGCACUCACUCCAAUGAGAAACCCUACAUCUGCAAGAUCCCGGGAUGCACCAAGAGGUACACAGACCCCAGCUCUCUGCGCAAGCAUGUGAAGACAGUCCAUGGACCAGAUGCUCAUGUCACUAAGAAGCAGCGCAAUGAUGUGCACCUCCGUGCGCCACUGCUCAAGGAGAAUGGGGACAAUGAGGCCAGUGCCGAGCCUGGUGGCCGGGGAUCUGAGGACAGUGUGGAGGCCAGUAGCACCAGCCACACUGUGGAGGACUGCCUGCAUAUCAAAGCCAUCAAGACAGAGAGCUCCGGGCUGUGUCAGUCCAGCCCCGGGGCCCAGUCAUCCUGCAGCAGCGAGCCCUCUCCUCUGGGCAGUGCCCCCAACAAUGACAGUGGCGUGGAGAUGCCGGGGACGGGGCCAGGGAGUCUGGGAGACCUGACAGCACUGGAUGACCCGUCUCCAGGAGCUGACACCUCAACCUUGGCCGCCCCCUCCACUGGUGGCCUGCAGCUGCGCAAACACAUGACCACCAUGCAUCGCUUUGAGCAGCUGAAGAGAGAGAAACUCAAGUCACUCAAAGAUUCCUGCUCGUGGGCCGGCCCAGCUCCACAUACCCGCAACACCAAGCUGCCUCCCCUCCCAGCAAAUGGUUCUGUCCUGGAAAGCUUCAACAGCACUGGGGGCGGUGGGCCGGCGGGACUGCUGCCCAACCAGCGGCUGCCAGAGCUGACCGAGGUGACGAUGCUGAGCCAGCUGCAGGAACGAAGGGACAGCUCCACCAGCACCGUGAGCUCGGCCUACACUGUGAGCCGCCGCUCCUCCGGCAUCUCCCCGUACUUCUCCAGCCGUCGCUCCAGUGAGGCCUCACCUCUCGGUGCCGGCCGCCCACACAACGCCAGCUCAGCAGACUCCUAUGACCCCAUCUCUACAGAUGCCUCCCGGCGCUCCAGUGAGGCCAGCCAGUGCAGCGGUGGGGGCCCAGGGUUGCUCAACCUUACGCCUGCGCAGCAGUACAGUUUGCGGGCCAAGUACGCAGCGGCCACUGGUGGGCCACCACCCACACCGCUGCCCGGCCUCGAGCGUGUAAGCCUCCGCACCCGCCUGGCGUUACUGGAUGCCCCCGAGCGUGCGCUGCCUGGCGCUUGCCCACAUCCACUGGGGCCCCGGCGUGGCAGCGACGGGCCUGCCUACAGCCACGGCCAAGGCCAUGGUCAUAGCUAUGUGGGCGCGGCUCCCGCCUUCCCCCACGAGGCGCAGGGCAGCGGCAUGCGCCGGGCCAGUGAUCCCGUGCGGCGACCAGACCCGCUGGUUCUGCCUCGGGUGCAGCGCUUCCACAGUACCCAUAACAUGAAUCCAGGUUCACUACCGCCCUGCACUGAUCGACGAGGCCCGCAUCUACAGAGCCACCCUGGCGUGGAUAGCAGCCUGACUCGCAGCACCUACUCCCCGAGACCCCCUAGUAUCAGUGAGAACGUGCUGAUGGAGGCCAUGGCUGCCGGAGUAGAUGGCACAGGACUUGAAUCCGACCUGGGGCUGGUGGAAGAUGAGCUGGUGCUGCCAGACGAUGUGGUCCAGUACAUCAAGGCCCACACCAGUGCUUCCUUGGAUGACAGCACACGACAGGGAUAUCCCGCAGAAAGCACUGGCUUCCCUGAGAACCCUAAACUGCCCAGUCCUGGCCUACAAGGCCACCGUAGGCUAGCAGCUGCCGACUCCAACGUGGGUCCUUCUGCUCCUGGACUGGGGGGCUGCCAGCUGAGCUACAGCCCCUCCUCCAGCAUCAGUAAGAGUAACAUGCCUGUGCAGUGGAAUGAGGUGAGUUCUGGCACCAUGGAUGCCCUGCCCAGUCAGGUGAAGCCGCCUCCCUUCCCUCAUGGCAAUCUGGCUGUGGUUCAGCAGAAGCCAGCCUUCGGCCAGUACUCAGGAUAUAGUCCACAAGCCCUGCAGACCAGCCCAGGAGGUCUAGACAGCACUCAGCCACACCUACAGCUUCGUGGAGGCCCCUCUGCAGCCAGAGGGAGCUACACGCAACAGCCUCGACAGCCGGCCACAGGCAGCCAGUGCCUGAGUGUGCCUGCCGCCCUGAGCCCUCAGGCCAGCUACAGCCAGACCCACCCCCAGUUGAGCCCCAACAUUAGUGGACAGCUGAACCAGUUCUCACCCUCCUGCAGCAACAUGGCAGCCAAGCCCAGCCACCUGGGACUUCCUCCACAAAUGGAAGUUGUCUCCAAUGCCACCAUGAUAAGUGGCCAUCAGCGGGAGCUUGGGAUGGCCAAUUCAUCCCUGCCUGGGGUGUCACAGCCUCACGCGGUCCUGAGCUAUCCCCAGCAGGAAGGCUACCAGCAGAGUUCCAACCUUCUGUCCUCCCAUCAGCCUAACUUCAUGGAGUCCCCACAGAGCACCGGCUUUGGUCUCUUGCAACCUCGGCCACCCCCUGAGCCCAACACUGCCAGCCGUCACCGUGCAGUACGUGCCGGGCAACAGCAGUUGUAUGCCAGGACCACUGGCCAACCCAUGGUCACAUCUGCCAACCAAGAGACGGCAGAAGCUAUGUCCAAGGGAACAGCAGGGACCAUGGUAUCCCUGGCUCCUCAGCCAUCUCAGGACACAGGGCGGUCACAGGAUCAGAACACGCUCUACUACUAUGGCCAGAUCCACAUGUAUGAACAGAAUGGGGGCUGCCCAGUCAUGCAGCCCCAGCCACCGCAACCACAAGCUUGCUCAGACAAUAUCCAGCCUCUGCCUUCACCAGGGGUCAACCAGGUGUCCAGCACUGUGGACUCCCAGCUCCUGGAGGCCCCCCAGAUUGACUUUGAUGCCAUCAUGGAUGAUGGUGAUCACUCAAGUUUGUUCUCUGGUGCACUGAGCCCCACCCUUCUCCACAAUCUCUCCCAGAAUUCCUCACGCCUCACCACACCCCGGAAUUCCCUGACACUGCCCUCCAUCCCUGCUGGCAUCAGCAACAUGGCUGUCGGGGACAUGAGCUCCAUGCUCACCAGCCUGGCUGAAGAGAACAAGUUCUUAAAUAUGAUGACCUAA
Molecule: messenger RNA, 4692 nt
Organism: Arvicola amphibius (Eurasian water vole)
Lineage: Eukaryota; Metazoa; Chordata; Mammalia; Rodentia; Cricetidae
Gene: Gli2
Product: GLI family zinc finger 2
Exons: 13
Coding region: 1-4692 (1563 amino acids)
Biological process (GO): regulation of transcription by RNA polymerase II; smoothened signaling pathway
Cellular component (GO): nucleus
Molecular function (GO): RNA polymerase II cis-regulatory region sequence-specific DNA binding; DNA-binding transcription factor activity, RNA polymerase II-specific
Source: RefSeq, a predicted model, not a curated record